Schistosoma turkestanicum is the source of this 677-nucleotide messenger RNA. Lineage: Eukaryota; Metazoa; Platyhelminthes; Trematoda; Strigeidida; Schistosomatidae. The record is from the annotation of a GenBank genome assembly.
AUGGAUUCAACAAUUUAUGUUCCGUAUCACAAUUAUGUUCCAUUAGUUGCUAGCCAUGGUCCAGAUACAAAAUAUAAACUACCUUCUCGUAACUAUGCCGAUGGUAAAUCUAAAAUGGUAGCAUGGUUUGUAAGCAACUGUAAUGCUGCAAGUCCGAGACAAAUAUAUGCCAAAGAAUUAUCUCGUUAUAUUAAGGUUGAUAUUUAUGGUGCAUGUGGCAGUAUGAGUUGCCCUAGGAAAUCCGAACCUCAAUGUUUUACUCUACUUGAAAAAGAGUAUAAAUUCUACUUGAGUUUUGAAAAUAGUUUAUGUCCUGAUUAUAUUACAGAGAAGAUUUUCAGAAAUGCAUUCAAACAUGAUGUAAUUCCAGUGGUGAUGGGUGCAUCAAUCGAAGAAUACAAGCGUGUUGCUCCUCCUCAUUCGUUUAUUCAUGUUGAUCAAUUUAAAUCGCCGGCAGAACUUGCCAAUUAUUUGAAGUAUUUGGACAGAAAUAAGACCGCAUAUAAUGAAUACUUCGCAUGGCGUGAUCAUGGAACUAUAGAUGCUUGGUCAUCAAAGCCCCAGUGCGUUAUAUGCUUAUUAGCCUACACUGCACAUAAACUGAAACCAUAUACAUUCCCAAACGUUUCGCGAUGGUGGAACGAUGGUUGUGUUGGCCGGAAACUACUUUGGCAUUA